GUGAGAUUGAUCUUGAUAUUGAAGUUCUUGAUAAUGACACACUCUGGGAGCUAGACAGGUUUGUGAACUCACAGAAGAACUCCUUAGGCAAUGUGAAGAUGCAAUACAUUAGUGAGCUCCCAAAAGGUGUGCCCAUCCCACAGCAUAAAAGGGAUGAUGCUGAAGAAGAGGAAGUUGACAUUGGGGAGGAAGUUCUGAACAGUGACUUUCCCACAGUAGAGAUUGAGAAGGAUGAUGUUUGUGGAACAAAUAGCUCAACUACGUCAAACUCCAGCAGUUAUUCUUCUUCUGGUGAAUCAGGAAACUCUUCAGGGAGUGCCUCCGAGGACAGUGUGAGGUCACCCUAUAUUGAGCCAAAGAAGCUUUUAAUUUCUGAACUCUGACGGGCUUUGAUGCUUGGGAAUGGUUAAGCUUGACAAAUGCAUAUCAACAGAGGUUUUGUACUUGCUAAGCUAGAGAAUGUGUAGAACAAUUUAAUGGGGAAAUUCUCUGGUAGGAUUUGGAUUUUGGACCUUAACUUUUUGUUUGUUUACAGAAAUGACCACAUUAAUUUUAGUGGUUGAAAAACAUGGUAGAAGCACAUGUACAAAGUAAUGUUCAACCUAAAAAGCUGUUGUGAUGACUCUUCUAUUUCAGACUCCUUGGGGUAAUAUAAGAGAUUAAUGUGAUG
This is a messenger RNA of Cuscuta epithymum, 670 nucleotides long. Lineage: Eukaryota; Viridiplantae; Streptophyta; Magnoliopsida; Solanales; Convolvulaceae. The record is from the annotation of a GenBank genome assembly.